AUGUCCAUCCCGUCAUUUCGUAUGAAAGACGUUUUCUCAUUGGUUAAAACAGCCAAGGUAGAUCACUCUAGGCCAGUUAUCGAAACUGGAAAAAAAAAAAUGACAGCACCUGUUGUGUACAUAACGAGAAUAGAAAGUUUCAGUGCAUGUCAUAGGUUACACAGCUUACAACUUGGUGAGGAAGAAAACAAAAAUGUAUUUGGGAAAUGUAACAACCCGAAUGGACAUGGGCAUAAUUACAAAGUGGAGGUGACUGUGAAGGGACCUGUUGACCCUGUAACAGGAAUGGUUAUGAAUAUAACUGACCUCAAGAAGAUCAUGCAGGCUGUAAUAAUGGACACACUAGACCAUAAGAAUAUUGACAAGGAUGUUCCAUACUUCAAAGACAAAGUCAGCACAACAGAAAACCUUGCAGUGUUUAUUUGGAUUGAACUUCAGAAACAACUACCCACAAAUUAUUUGUAUGAAGUCAGGAUUCAUGAGACAGAUAAAAAUGUAAUCUUCUAUCGAGGCGAGUAACAGGACCAUUGAUAUAUAGAAAAAUCUAGAUGUCAUUCCACAUGUUUUUUACUCAUUUAGACACUGCAUUGUUAUAUGAAUUUAACCACAUUAACAAUGUGAUUGUCAUCCAAGAGUCAAAAGGAGAAUAUAGCAUGCACAGUACGUGAGAUGGACUUCCAACUUAGUAGUAUUUGUGACAUCGCAGCAUGAUGAGUAGAUAUGUGCAUCACAUGAGGACAGUAAACAUUGUGCUUAUUUGUGAAUUUCCUUCCUCAUUCUUAAGUUUUCUUUUAAAAUAUGACUAUAUUAAUUGUCUUUGUGAAUAAGACCUGUGUAUUAAGAUGUUCAAAAAAAUAAACAAAGUUUCUUUUAUAUGGUUAAGUUCAUAACCCGUAUUAAAAUGUGUGUUCAUGGUUUAUACUUUUUUUUAAAUCUAAUUUCACCUAGUUAAUCAUGAUAUUUUACUUUAAAAACUAACACUACUCAAUUUUAAUACCCAUGUAGGCAAUGAAAUGGUUUCAUUCUAAUUUUCCUAAUAAUGUUCAGCAUGUUUGAAUUGGUUCUUAGACCACCAAUACUCUGCUUGUCACAGCAGGAGUUACCACAGGGUUCUAUUUUAGGCUCUCUUUUGUUUGGUUAUAUUAACAAUCUCCCAUUGUGUAUACUGAUUUCAAGUGCAUGUAUUGAUCGUUUGUUGAUGCUGCUACUGAUCUUGCACUAUUCUGAUAACAAUACUGAAUUCUAUCUAUUGAACAAUGGCUACUGGUUAGCUGAGCAAUGACUGCUAGUACUGUCUGAUAUCAAACAAAUAUUGAAUGUUGUUGUCAGGAGAACUAACUGAUGUUUGUAGGAAUACACCAGAAAAAUAACAAGUGGUCAAUCCUUCAUUUGAUUUAAUUGUUUCUGGUCAAUAAAUUAAUCAAAUUA
This is a messenger RNA of Ostrea edulis (European flat oyster), 1428 nucleotides long. Its product is annotated as 6-pyruvoyl tetrahydrobiopterin synthase-like. Gene Ontology annotation, molecular function: 6-pyruvoyltetrahydropterin synthase activity. The record is from RefSeq and is a predicted model, not a curated record. Gene Ontology annotation, cellular component: mitochondrion. The coding region runs from base 1 to 519 and encodes 172 amino acids. Lineage: Eukaryota; Metazoa; Mollusca; Bivalvia; Ostreida; Ostreidae. Gene Ontology annotation, biological process: tetrahydrobiopterin biosynthetic process. The transcript is spliced from 6 exons.